AUGGUCGUCAAGAUUCGGUUUGCGCGAUUUGGUCGGCGCCAUUCGCCAUUUUACAAUAUCGUUGUUGCACAAGCGAGAACUGCACGAGACUCCAAGCCCCUCGAAGUCGUCGGAACCUACAACCCUCUACCACAAAAACCGACCAACCUCUCCGAGGAAGAAGCAAAAGUCGCAAAGGCAUUCAAGGAGAUCUCAAUUGAUCGAUCACGAGUCAAGUACUGGCUGGGUGUUGGCGCGCAGCCCACUGAUUCCGUGUGGCGGUUGCUGAGUAUGGUCGGAUUAAUUGAACCCAAGCCGAACAAGUUCGCAACCCAGAAGAACUGA
Messenger RNA from Talaromyces marneffei, 324 nucleotides. RefSeq lists its product as uncharacterized. Lineage: Eukaryota; Fungi; Ascomycota; Eurotiomycetes; Eurotiales; Trichocomaceae. Gene Ontology annotation, molecular function: structural constituent of ribosome. The record is from RefSeq and is a predicted model, not a curated record. Gene Ontology annotation, biological process: mitochondrial translation. Gene Ontology annotation, cellular component: ribosome; mitochondrial small ribosomal subunit. Bases 1 to 324 code for a protein of 107 amino acids. The transcript is spliced from 3 exons.